Pelobates fuscus (common spadefoot toad) is the source of this 2916-nucleotide messenger RNA. RefSeq names its product ST14 transmembrane serine protease matriptase (gene ST14). Gene Ontology annotation, molecular function: protein binding; serine-type endopeptidase activity. Gene Ontology annotation, biological process: acrosome reaction; proteolysis. Bases 310 to 2841 code for a protein of 843 amino acids. The transcript has 19 exons. Lineage: Eukaryota; Metazoa; Chordata; Amphibia; Anura; Pelobatidae. The record is from RefSeq and is a predicted model, not a curated record. Gene Ontology annotation, cellular component: membrane.
GACUCUGCAGAUCUCGUGGGAAGAGGCCAGGACACACCUUGAAACUCACACUCAGGAUAGAGACACACAGAGAGAGCUGACAGGGUGAGGAGACACAGAAAAUAUCGCAAACUAGCAGAAUUCCCCACACACAGUCUGAGUCCCAGAGACCCUCAGUGUGAGCCUCAGGGGGCUGCACUGUAUGGAGUGGGAGUGACUCACUGGUUUCAAGUGAAACUCAUCCAGAGUCAGGCUGCUGAGACAGGAAGUGGCAGUCAGUCUCUAAUAGGGAGUCAGUGAGCUUUAUACAAAACCCAGGCUCAGGGGAACAUGAAGGACAUGGAUUCUAACCCCAGAUACAGUCACAGACCCCAGAGUAUGAAUGGGUACGAGGAAGCGGUCGAGUUCCUUCCAGCUACCGACACCAAGAAGGUGGAGAAGAGGGAUCCGAGAUGGAAAUUCGUUGUCAUUGGAGUGGUGAUUGGUGCCGCCGUGAUCUCGCUAGCUGUAGGUCUCCUCGUUUGGCACUUUGCAUAUCGCAUGGCUCCAGUGCCGAAGGUGUACACCGGUUCCGUAAGGAUCAACAAUUACGUAUUUGUAGAUGCCUAUGAAAAUUCCUCCACGCCUGAAUUUAAGCAACUGGCAAAUAAAGUCACGGAUAUGCUCGGUGAAUUGUACAGAGGACAGAAAGAUAUUGGCCCUCAUUUCACUGAAGCUUACGUAACUGCGUUCAGUGAAGGCAGUGUUAUUGCAUAUUACUUGUCGGAGUUCUCUGUGCCAUCUUAUAAAGCAGAAGUUUUGGAUAACGCCGUGCUCAACUUAAAGAUCCAGUCUGUCAAUCUGCGGAUGCGGCAAAUUCUGUCUGUGGAUUCCUUCGAAGCAUAUCCUCUCGAUGCUAACUUGGCAAGAAGUUUCAGAAACAACAGUUGUAGUUACUUUCUGCAUGCCAAACCUGGUGAAGUGACAAAAUUUUCAACUCCCGGCUUUCCCAACACUCCGUACCCACCAAACAUGCGAUGUCAGUGGUCGCUACGUGCAGACGCUGGACAUGUGAUCCGUCUGCACUUCAAAACCUUCAAAAUGGACAUUUGUAAAGAUCUAACAGGGGAUUAUGUUAAAUUAUACGACUCUCUGAGCAUUGCAGAGAAUCGACGUAUGAUGACAUUGUGUGGCAGUUAUCCUCCUUCCUACAACCUCACCUUCUUUUCAUCUCAGAACGUAAUGCUGGUGACACUUGUUACAGAUGGCAAGGGAAGACAGCCGGGAUUCAUGGCUCGAUUCGUGCAGGUCCCACAGACUACACUGUGUGGGGGUAUUAUUCGUAAUUCUGAAGGAGUAAUUACUAGCCCCUUCUACCCAGCUCAUUACCAGGCGAACAGAGAGUGUAUCUGGGAUAUCCAGGUUCCUGGAGAUAAAUAUGUGAAAAUCCGCUUUAACCUGUUCUACUUGUUGGAGACCGGAGCAUCAGAUAAUUCCUGCACUAAAGAUUUUGUGGAAAUCAAUAAUCAGAAGUACUGCGGGGAGAAAAAGCCAUUUGUUGUUUCAAGCAACAGCAAUAAAAUGACGGUUCGAUUCCGUUCGGACCAGUCUAUAACGGACACCGGAUUUACUGCGGAUUAUCUUUCCUACGAUUCUCAAAACCCUUGUCCGGGCAAGUUCACGUGUAAAGACCGCAGGUGCAUUAACGAGGCGCAGCAAUGUGACGGCUGGAACGACUGCAGCGAUUUCAGCGAUGAACUUAAUUGCACUUGUUCUGAAACUCAAUUCCGGUGUAAGAACAGCCAAAUCUGCAAACCAAAAUAUUUCUUGUGUGAUGGCGUGGACGAUUGUGGGGACCGCAGCGAUGAAAAGGAUUGUGGAUGUCCUGAUAAUAACUUUCAAUGCACGAACAAAAAGUGUAUCCCCGAGGCACAGAAAUGUGACAAAACCGAUAGCUGCGGAGACGGCUCGGAUGAGGUUGGCUGUCCAGAGGUUCCUGCCAACACCUGCACCAAGCUUACCUAUAAAUGCAAGAACAAUCAGUGCAUCACAAAGACCAACCCAGACUGCGAUGGCGUAAAGGACUGCCAAGAUGGCUCCGAUGAGGACACAAAUAUGUGCAACUGUGGCAAGCGCCCAUAUUCCCGCAAAACCAGGAUUGUGGGUGGGGUGAAUGCAGAUGUUGGCGAGUUCCCUUGGCAAGUCAGUCUACACGCCCGAAAUGAGGGACACGCGUGUGGGGCCUCGCUGGUUUCCCCCACACUUUUAUUAUCUGCUGCUCACUGCUUUCAGGACAUACAAGGAAUACGGUACUCUGACCCCUCCUUGUGGACGGCUUACCUGGGACUCCACAACCAGGCCCAGCGCACCAGCCAAGAUAUUGUGCAGCGCUCAAUAAAACGCAUUGUGACACAUAAAAGUUUUAGUGACUAUACCUACGAUAAUGACAUCGCCGUGUUGGAAUUAAGUAGCCCAGUGACCUACACGGACUUUAUCCAACCGAUCUGCAUCCCAGACAGCACACGUACUUUUCCUGUUGGCAAAAGUUUGUGGGUGACAGGAUGGGGAGCGCUAAUUGAAGGGGGAACUGGCGCAUCUGUCUUACAGAAAGCGGACAUCCGUAUCAUUAACUAUAAUGAAUGUAACCAGCUCCUUGAAAACCAGUUGACGGAACGUAUGAUCUGCGCUGGUUUUGUCUCUGGAGGAAUCGACGCUUGUCAGGGUGACUCGGGUGGACCCCUGUCCAGUUUGGAAAGUAAUAAUAAAAUGUACUUGGCUGGUGUCGUAAGCUGGGGUGAUGGCUGCGCCCGUAGGAAUAAACCCGGCGCCUAUACAAAUGUAACUGCUAUGAGAGACUGGAUCAAAAUAAACACUGGCCUGUAGUGGCUCUUUAACCAAACUAUGAAGGAUUUAAGGCUUCUGGAUUUUUAUACAUAUUUUUUUAAAUCAUUUUUGGAA